Molecule: messenger RNA, 2162 nt
Organism: Arachis duranensis
Lineage: Eukaryota; Viridiplantae; Streptophyta; Magnoliopsida; Fabales; Fabaceae
Product: AMSH-like ubiquitin thioesterase 3
Biological process (GO): protein K63-linked deubiquitination; protein K48-linked deubiquitination
Cellular component (GO): membrane; endosome
Molecular function (GO): metallopeptidase activity; protein binding
Source: RefSeq, a predicted model, not a curated record
UAGCUGCAACCUUUUGUUCGAAACGACGAGUUUUAACGACUUGGUUCACACGCACGCACUUUCAAUCUUCUUCUUCUUCUUCUUUUCUGCAACUUGCAACACAACAAAAACCGUGCCAACUUCUCAAUUCAAUCACGGAAAGAGAGAAAUAGACAGAGAAAGAAAGAGGCUGAUCGAUUCAGUUGGAAGAAGGAACUGUUUGUCACUGACAAUUUGGUUCCAUUGAAGAUGAGGAUCGACUUGGAUUCCAUCGCUCGCAGAGUCGAAGUUGACAAUCGCAUUCCCCUUCGUUAUUACUAUCGCAUCGCCGAUAACCUCCUCAAGCAGGCAAGUAUCUACCGGCAGGAGAACAAUAUAGUUGACUUGUAUAUCAUACUUCUUAGAUUUUCAAGUUUGGUUUCUGAGACUAUACCAUACCAUCGAGAUUAUCAAGCUUCACUUCAUAAUGAAAGAGCAGCAUAUAAGAAGAGAUUGCUAGCUGUAAUAGAUGAGCUUGAAGCAUUGCGGCCUGAAUUUAAACUCCUUGUGAACAAAUUGAAUAAUUCACAUCUUGAAGCUCCAUUGCCUGGAGAAAACAGCUUUAAUAUGGCUUUGCCGAGUUCAGCAAAUUCGUCCUUGGAAUGGCCUCCUGUCAAUAAAAGCUCUAACUCCCCCAUGGAUUUUCGACAGUCUGCUGGAUUGGGUUCACACUCUUCAUGGAAAUAUAACAAUAAUGUCUCAUUUUCAAAUUCCAUCCCCAUUGACAAGCAGUUUCAGAAACUAUCCCUUAGUGUACCUCCUCCAAAGAAGGAGACUUUGUCUAGACACUCAUUCUUAGGGCCAAGUGGUCUUCGGGGCCAAUGGCUUGGACCUAGUGCAGAAAUUAAGGUUCAAUAUCCAAGCAGUACUGAUCUGACACACGUCAAAGAUUCAAGCUUGAAUCAGGCUGGGCAAUAUGAUCUUGUGGCAAUUAAAGAAUCGGAUCAAGGACCAGCUGCAUCCACAAUGAACUCAGUUCUCUCAUUGGAUGACGGAAGAUGGUCGCAUCCUGCUGUUGAGUCCUGUUCUCCUGUUGUAACUGAAUCAAGGGAGGACUCCUUCCAGUUGCUCAAACAACCUUUGCCACCUCCUGUUCUUGCUCAGGUGUAUCCCGAGUCUUCUCCCAUUCCUCCUUCAAAAGUUGCAGAUCCAAGGCCUGGACCAGCUAAAUCUUCUCAGGAUUCUGGACCUGGUCCCAGUACAUACCAACACCUACAUAUUCCUGUGAAAAUGAUGGAAGAUUUUUUGAGACUGGCUUCCGAAAACACACGGAAAAACUUAGAGACAUGUGGUGUUCUUGCAGGGUCCUUGAAAAACAGGGUUUUCCAUAUCACUACACUUAUUAUCCCAAAGCAGGAGUCAACUUCAGACUCGUGUUCAACAUUGAAUGAAGAAGAAAUAUUUAGUUCAGGACAGCUUAUCACUCUUUCUUUUAGGCUGGAUACAUACACACCCAUCACAAACUUGUUUCAUGUCAUCCGUGGACCUGCACACCCAUUACUCAUACCAGAUAAUGUUACCGGAGGCAAUUGCAAUUGUCAUGGCUCCUACAGAUACAACAAGUCCACAUGGCAUAUUUCAUCUAUCCGAUCCAGGGGGUGUGUCUGUAAUUCGUAACUGCCAACAACGAGGAUUUCAUCCCCAUGAGGAGCCUUCGGAUGGAAGUCCAAUCUACGAGCACUGUUCUCAUGUCUAUAUGAAUGCUAAUUUGAAGUUUGAUGUUGUUGACCUGAGAGAGAGAUGAUAAGUUAGUGUCUCUUCACAGAUCACAAGUAUAGUGGACACACGCACGCCAUGUUGAAAGUUGCAUGGGUAUUAUUAUUAGUAGAUUCUUUUGUAUCUAUGAACUGAGAUAGAGAAUACCAAAUUUAUCAAUUCCCAACCCCAUGAUUUUGUAUUAUACGAGUUAGAAGAUAGUGAUUUUGUAUUACACAGGUGAAGAAGUGAGAAGUGUAACAUGGAUUUGUUAUUGUUAAUAUAACAUUUUCAUCUGUGCUUAGUUAUUGAUAUAUGCCACCAUGGCUACUAGCAGAACCGAAGUGUAUUAACAAGAUAGAUAUGUUUAUCAUGAUUCAUGAAUUUUGCUACAACUAAUAUUUAAACGGGAUUGGGCCCACUCCUAAGAGGUUGUGAUUACUCAUCAA